AUAUGCCGAGAGACAUGAUAAAGUAAUCCUUCAACACGAUAAUGCACGGCGAGUUGCACUUUUUACUCGAACAUCUUUAUUAUAUAUUCACAUAUCCGCAUACUAGAGUACAAAGGUAUAUGCACUACGCGUUGGUGAUAGAAAUAUUGAUGCAGCUAACACUGUCAGACAUGAAUUUUGCUAUACGAAGUUAUGUAAAGCGGCACUUUGACGACAACCCUUUAUGUUUCUAUAAAGAAGUACAUUUCGUCCAAUUUUUUGAUAGAGUCACUGAGAAUAAUGCCGAAAUGAAUGAAGAGAUUGCAUUACGAAACUCUCGAAUCCUCUUGGUGUUCAUUAUGUUAAGUCCGAGGAAAGUUUUAACAAGACUUAUGUUGUAUGGGAUAAGCAUUGAAUUUGAAGAAAAUUCUAUAUUCAAUCUAGCUCUAAUACGAGUAUAUUACCGACUGAAUAAAGGUCCUCACAACGUGCUAAUAUGCAUACUGAAGGAUAUAAUUUUCCAAAAGCGCAUAUUAUGGAAUAACAGUUUUAUGAUAUCUCUACAUCAAGCAUUACAGUAUAAGGUGUUGUAAAACGUUGUAAAUAAAAUAAGCAUUAUAGGCGUUAUCAAAUUUACAUAAAAUCAAAACAUAUUACAUCGCAGAUGUUUGGAUAAAAUUCGAUAACUUAUAUGUAUUAUUCUUUAUUCGUACAAUAAUGUAUCAAUUCUACAGUAAUUUUUAUCUAUAUACUUAAUUCGGGGCUUAAUUAAUAUCUUCAAGAAAAUGAGUUUUUUAAAAAUUCUCAAACUUUUUUCGUAGUAUUGGAAAUUCAAAAAAUUAUUGCAACCAUUAUAUUUUCUUCCUAUAAUUGCGAAAUAUUUGCAUGAACAAUUUCUUUCGUAAUAUCUACUUUCGAAAAUAUUUGCACGUUGCUCAGCCGGUCAAAAGGUACUUGGAAACCCUCAAAUGGGAAAUCCUACCCCACCCGCCGUAUAGCCCAGACAUUGCUCCUUCGGACUACUACCUCUUCCGAUCAAUGGCGCAUGGCCUGACUGAGCAGCACUUUCAGUCUUACGAAGAUACCAAAAAUUGGGUGGACGCAUGGAUUGCAUCAAAAGACCAAGAGUUCUUUCGACGCGGAAUUCGAAUGCUGCCAGAAAGAUGGGAGAAAGUAGUGGCAAAUGAUGGACAAUACUUUGAUUAACAUUGUUAUAUGCCUUCGUAUUGAAAUUAAUGCAUUUUUCUUGAAAAAAAUACGCGGGAACUUCCUCCUACACCUAAUAUUAAUAUAGUGAUAUUACUGUAACAAUAAUAAUAGAAUUCCUUAGGUAAGGAAGGCAGAUCGCAUUCGCAGACAUCGUUAAACGAUAAAAUUAAUAGUCUCGGUAAAUCUAAAUACUUCAAGUAUAUAUAAACGGAGUUAAUUAAAUUUAAUUUAUAUGUUACGAGAACAGGCAACUCACGAUUAAAUACC
Molecule: messenger RNA, 1455 nt
Organism: Vollenhovia emeryi
Lineage: Eukaryota; Metazoa; Arthropoda; Insecta; Hymenoptera; Formicidae
Exons: 1
Coding region: 42-572 (176 amino acids)
Source: RefSeq, a predicted model, not a curated record